This is a messenger RNA of Arabis nemorensis, 2367 nucleotides long. Lineage: Eukaryota; Viridiplantae; Streptophyta; Magnoliopsida; Brassicales; Brassicaceae. The record is from the annotation of a GenBank genome assembly.
AUGGGAUCGGAGCCUCGGGUCGACCCGAGGCCCGAGCUGAUUAACUUGCCCGUUCUUCAGAAAUUCAAGCUCUACGCUACUCCUUCGAAUUUUUAUUUGAUUGGGAGAGAUGAGAGCAAAAGCUUUAGGAGGAUUCUUAAGAUUGAUCGAACAGAGCGAAACGAGUUGAAUUUGUUUGAAGAUCCUACAAGGUAUACAAAUGAAGAAAUGCGCGAACUGAAACGAUGGAUACAUCGAGGGAACAAGGAGUAUGGUGGGCUACAAGGAAUCACAACUUGCUAUGGAAUCAUUGGGUUUGUGAAAUUCUUGGAGCCCUAUUACAUGCUGGUGAUAACAAAAAUAAAGAAAGUGGGAGAGAUCUGCGGCCAUACGAUUUAUGGUAUAGCAGAGACUCGAAUGAUUGUGAUUCCAAAUCCUAACGUUAAAACUAGAGUGGCUGAUUCUUUUGCCGAGCAAAGGUACAAGAAGCUUCUAAGCAUGGUGGAUCUUAGCAAAAACUUCUACUUCAGCUACACAUAUCACCUCAUGUAUUGCCUACAGAAGAACAUAGGCAAUAAAAAGAGAGGAGAAAUUCAUGACAACACAAUGUUUGUGUGGAACGCGCAUUUAACACGCGGGAUCAGAAGGAUCCUGAACAAUACCAUAUGGACGGUUGCAUUGAUAUAUGGAUUCUUUCAACAGACUAAAUGUUCAGUAUCUGGUGAGGAAUUUGUAUUCACUGUAAUUGCUCGGCGUUCACGGCAUUAUGCUGGUACAAGAUAUCUAAGGCGCGGUGUAAAUGAUAUAGGCAGAGUGGCCAAUGACGUUGAGACAGAGCAGAUUGUUUCCAAAGAGGUUCCAGAGGGUCAGAAAAUCCCGAUAACAUCAGUCGUGCAAGUUCGAGGCUCCAUACCUUUAUAUUGGUCACAGGAGGCAUCUCUGUUCAAUCCACAACCUGAGAUUAAAUUAAACAAGAAGGAUGCGACUUAUGUGGCUACUCGACACCAUUUUGAGAAUCUGAGACAGAGGUAUGGGAAGCGGAUAAUAAUUCUGAACCUCCUAAAGACAGGUGAAAAAACGCGCCGAGAAAGCAUCUUACGAGCAGAGUUUGCAAAAGCUAUUCGAUAUAUUAAUAGAGGCAUAAGGAAGGAGAAUCGUUUAAAGGCAAUCCAUUUUGAUCUAAGCAAACACUCCAAAAGUGGAGUUGAUAGUGCAUUCAACCACUUGUGUAUCUUUGCGAGGAAAGCAUUGGAAUUAACUGACUUAUUUUACUGUAAAGCUCCUUCAGGUGUAGGAGCUGAAGGAGUAAUCAAUGAUUCGUAUUUCAAUAACCCUGUUACGAGUCAAGACGAAGAGGCAACUAGUCCAGAAAAAGAAGCUUUGAAGGCGGAUAUAUUUCUGCUACAAAACGGGGUCUUGAGGACAAACUGCAUAGACUGUUUGGACCGUACUAACUUCGCGCAAUACGCUCAUGGAUUGGUAGCUCUUGCUCAUCAGCUGCAUACAUUGGGUAUCACAGGGCCUCCUAUAAUCGAUCUUAAUAAUCCUUUGGCGAUAAAAUUGAUGGAAGCUUACCAAAACAUGGGAGAUACAUUGGCGUUGCAGUACGGUGGCUCAGAAGCACACAUAAAGAUGUUCAGUGCUUUGAGAGGUCAUUGGAACAUGAUGAAGCACCGUGAUAUCUUCACAGCUGUACGUCGUCACUACAAUAACGCUUAUCAGGACAAUGACAAGCAGAACGCAAUCAAUGUGUUCUUGGGGCAUUUCCGGCCUCAGUUGGGGAAGCCAGCACUAUGGGAGUUAGAUUCUGACCAGCACAACAUUGCAAGAGCUAGUUCGAACUUAGAUAUCGAAAACAUGAGGCCACUAAUUAGGAGAUCCUUUUCCGAUAACAUCCUCAUGGACGGUGAUUUGAAUCUUGAGGAGCAGGCACUCGAAACUCAGCCUUCACGUGAAGGGUUAAACGGGGGUAUCUCAGAAACCAAUUCAGAUUUCGCAUUCUACGAAACUGAACCAGCUUCUCUAGACUUCCUCUCGGUUACAUGCUGUGAAGACCAUUUGAAAGGAGCGGGACCAAGCGAGAUGUUUCCAGGAAGCUGCUCUAAUUCUGAUUCUCACAAGUCCCCCAAUGAUAUUCCUGGCUUUGCACACUCAUAUAAAACUAAAUUUACUCCGGUAGAAGAAAUAUUUGAACUUUCGAGCACAAGAUCUUGGUCGUCAGAUAAUAUGUUCACCGACCUGGAUGAAUCCGUCACUUCUUUAUCAAACACGAGCUCCAGUUUUGAGUUUCGUCCAAGAAUAGGCGGUUCCGAUCAAGGUGAAUAUGUUUUAGCACCCGGCUUCUCGAAUGAUUUCACUCGGUGGGUUUUAUCUGGGAGAGCGUUGUAA